This is a messenger RNA of Papaver somniferum (opium poppy), 1940 nucleotides long. RefSeq names its product cytochrome P450 71A1-like. The transcript is spliced from 2 exons. The record is from RefSeq and is a predicted model, not a curated record. NCBI's taxonomy places the organism in Eukaryota, Viridiplantae, Streptophyta, Magnoliopsida, Ranunculales, Papaveraceae. The coding region runs from base 14 to 1675 and encodes 553 amino acids. Gene Ontology annotation, molecular function: oxidoreductase activity, acting on paired donors, with incorporation or reduction of molecular oxygen; monooxygenase activity; heme binding.
UGCAAGGAAAAGGAUGGAUCUACUUUCCGUGCUAGUAUUUCUGCAGCAAUGUGUGGGAGAACAGUUAAGAUGUUAUUCAAACAGCAGCAAGCAUUUCUUUUUUGUUUCAGUUCCAGUUCCAGUUCUUAUGUUCUCAGUUUUCUUCUUGUUUAACAUCCAUAGAAUUUGGUCAUCAUCAACAAAAACCCAUAUUUAUAACUUACCACCCUCUCCUCCGAGGUUUCCGAUAAUUGGUAACCUUCACCAGCUAGGAACAUUAGCUCAUCAAUCCUUGCGAGAUCUUUCUUAUAAAUAUGGCCCCUUAAUGUUGUUGCACUUGGGUCAAUCUCCAGCGCUCAUAGUUUCAUCUGUAGAAAUGGCUAAAGAGAUAAUGAAAAACCAAGAUCUUGUCUUUGCAAACAGACCUCAGCUAACCGCCGGUAAAGCGCUUGUUUAUGGAAGUACUGAUAUUGCCCUGGCGCCUUAUGGUGAAUACUGGAGACAAGUGAAAAAGAUUGCCGUUGUUGAGCUAUUGAGUGUCAAAAGGGUUCAAUCAUAUAAGCAUGUGAGAGUAGAAGAAGUCGAUAUUGUGAUCCAGAAGAUAUCUAGCAUAUGUUCUUCAAGGGAAGACAGCGUGCAAGUAGUAAAUCUUACCGAAAUACUGCUAACUCUCACUAACAACAUAGUUUCAAGGUGUGCUCUUGGUGUCAGGUAUGAAACUGCUCAUGGAAACAGAUUCCCUAAAAUGUCAAGUAACUUUUUGGGGUUGUUCAGUGCUUUUAGUUUCGGUGAUUUCUUUCCUUCUAUUGGUUGGAUGGAUGUCGUUACCGGAUUAUCUAGUAAGUUUGAGAAGGCGUUUCAAGAAGUAGAUAGAUUUUUAGAUCAAGUCAUUGAUGAGCAUCUACUUCGUCAUUCCAAAUUGGAAAAUGAUCACGGUCAAAUAGAAGACAGUGAUGAACUAGACGUGACGGAUAUUCUAAUCCUUUCUCAGGAGAAAUAUAAGAACCUCUCUGGCAACAAUAUCAAAGCAAUACUAAUGGAUAUGUUCAUUGGUGGAAGUGAUACAUCAGCAAGAACAAUGGAAUGGACAAUGGCAGAGCUUAUAAAGAAUCCCAAAGUGAUGAAGAAAGCACGAGAUGAGGUGAGAAGAGUUGUGGGUAAGAAGUCUACGGUAGGAGAAGACGACAUUCAUCAAAUGGACUAUUUGAAAUGUAUUGUUAAGGAGAUAUUACGACUACAUCCUUCUCUUCCUAAUUUAAUUCCUAGAGAAACAACUAAGGGAACCCAAUUAGCAGGUUAUGAUAUCCCUCCAAAUACAACAGUUUUCAUCAAUGUAUGGGCAAUCCAUAGAGAUCCUAACGUAUGGGACGAUGCAGAAGAAUUUCGACCUGAGAGAUUUAUCAACAACCCAGUCGAUUUCAAGGGUCAAGAUUUCCAAUUCAUUCCAUUUGGUUCAGGAAGAAGAGGGUGUCCUGGGAUUUCGUUUGCCAUCGCAGUUGUCGAGUUUGCUCUUGCCAAUCUCUUGUACCACUUCAAUUGGGAGCUUCCUGCUGAUGGUGAAAAAGGAGAGGAACUUGACAUGACUGAGCAAUUUGGUCUUAUUGUUAGUAAGAAAACCCCUCUUUGUCUUGUUCCGACAAUUUUCUCAUCUAUUGAGCAUAAAGAGGCAAAGGACAAUACAAACAGUGUGUCCUAACUUAACACGGUGAAUGUUGCACAUUCAGUUAACCACCAGACCAACCCUGGUAUUCCUUUGUUUUGAUCGUUGCAAACGUUACCACCUGCUUCUUACAAGGCAAAAAUUACUAAGCAUGAUUUUAUUUCCUCUGAAUCAAAAUAAGUGGAUGCUUUCGGAUAAUCUGAAGGUAGAAGCUGGAGUAGGAUUGUUUUGUAAGAUGGAAAGUUGUGCACCGAUCCAAAGGGAGAUGUUGUUUUACAGUAAGAGCAUUUUUAGUGCUGGA